Messenger RNA from Vicia villosa (hairy vetch), 1239 nucleotides. RefSeq lists its product as uncharacterized. The record is from RefSeq and is a predicted model, not a curated record. The transcript is spliced from 3 exons. NCBI's taxonomy places the organism in Eukaryota, Viridiplantae, Streptophyta, Magnoliopsida, Fabales, Fabaceae. The coding region runs from base 1 to 1239 and encodes 412 amino acids.
AUGAGUGAAAAAGGAACCAUUUGGGAAGGCUUAAUGCAAGAAAGAUAUGGGGAGUUGAACACACGGCUAUGGUUACAUGAUGAUUAUGGUUACAAUCCCAAAGAUUCAAACUGGUGGAGAGAUAUUAUGUUGAUUGGGGCAAAUCCCAUGGGAUUAAUGGAAAAAAUUAUAGUAAAAUUGGGGGAUGGAGGCAAGACGCUGUUUUGGAAGUCCAGAUGGUUGGGAAACAGAGCUCUAGCAGAUCAAUUCCCAGGUUUGUACGCUGAAAUUUCAAACAAAUUCGACACUGUUAGCAGUAUGGGAAAUUGGAACAACAAUGUAUGGUCUUGGAACAUUAUUCAAAGUGAAGAGGUGUUGGGUUUAGAGGCUACUGGAGAGUAUAGUGACUUGGUACAGGUGCUGUUGGGUAUACAGCCAAGGCAGAAUAUCAUUGAUUUGGUUGUGUGGCCAUUCGAAAAUUCUAGAGUUUUCACUGUGAAGUCUUGUUAUAGAUUGCUUAUGCAGGUUCAGGGGGAGGCUGAUCUUGAGGAUAGUCAAAAAUGUGCUCUCAAAAUUAUAUGGGGCUCUAGAUGCCCGUCUAAAAUUAAAAUAUUCGGGUGGCGCCUUAUUUUGGAUAGACUUCCAACGAGGAAACAAUUGAUGCGUAGAAGGAUCAUUACCCAGCCGCAGGAGGUGACUUGCGCUUUUUGUGGUCAAGGCGAAGAGGAGAUUGCUCAUAUUAUGUUAUAUUGCCCCAAACUGAAGUUGCUGUGGUUGAAGAUUCAAGGUUGGCUGGACAUACAAAUCCCAUAUGUAGAGAAUUGCAGCAGCCAUUUGAUAAAAAGUGUGGAAGAAUUGGGGCGUUCGAUGUCAAACAAGAGGGCUGGAGUCGUGUGGUUGACAGCCUGUUGGUGCAUUUGGAAUCACAAAAAUAAUAUAGUAUUUAACAGUGCAGAGUUAGACAUCGACGAAAUCUUUCUUAAGACUUUAUGGUUUUCUUGGUGGUGGUUAGCUAUAGGUGCUAAGGAUAGAAUUCUAUUUGGUGUGCACUUAGCAAUGGUGGAUUGCAUGAUAAAGACAGAGAUUAGCUGCAAUUUUUUUAUUUGGGAUUAUGAGCUUGAUGAAAUCGAGUGGAAAUGUGGAAUUAAGACAAUUGACAGUAGCUUAGUAGUAGAUUGCAACAAAGGGGAAGACAUGAUUGGUUACAUGAAAGAUUUUGGAAAGGAAUUCAUAAAGGAGUUUGGGAAGGAGUAUGCUUAG